AUCUCUUCGAACUCGCAAUGCCAGUACCAGCCACUAAAAUUAAAAUACCUAAAAAGUUCCGGCCUGAAAGUAAGUGCUUAUAAAUCUUCUGUAAGACUAUGUAGAUGCUAAAUGUUGUAAGGAUUAACUGACUAUAAGAGAUCCAAAAUGCUACUUCCCAAGACGAUAUAUCAUAACCUUGUUGUCAUUCUUUGGAAUGUUCAACGUGUACGCGAUGAGGGUCAACCUCAGCGUGGCUAUGGUUGCCAUGAUUAAUAGCACAGUAGACGCUUCUGAAAAUACUACAAGAUACACUGCAGAAUGCCCAUUACUGAUACACGAAGACACUCAAGAUGAAAAUGAGGGCUUCAAAGGUGAACAAUAUCACUGGGAUUCGAAAACACAAGGUAUGAUCCUCGGUGCUUUCUUUUACGGUUAUGUUAUAACUCAGAUUCCCGGAGGUAUGAUGUCAGAAAAAGUUGGUGCAAAAUGGAUUUAUGGAGGAGGAGUCCUAAUUACAGCAAUCUUCUCAUUACUUACACCCCUCGCAGCUAGCUGGGGUAUAGGGACUUUUGUUACUGUUAGAGUCUUGGAAGGACUUGGAGAGGGAGUUACGUUCCCAUCAAUGAAUACCAUCAUAAGUAAUUGGGCUCCAAAGCUCGAACGAAGCAGAAUUUCUACUUUCAUUCACACUGGAGCACAAAUGGGGAACGUCAUUUCCAUGCCUGUUUCUGGAUGGCUGAGUAGCUCCGACUUGCUUGGUGGAUGGCCGUCAGUAUUCUAUGUUUUUGGUACCCUUGGCUGUCUGUGGUUCCUUCUGUGGAGCAUUCUUGUUUACGAAACUCCAAAAAAUCAUCCUAGCAUUUCAAGCAGAGAGUUGCAACACAUCCAAAAAAACAAAGAUGACAAACCACAAAAGAAACCAAAAGUACCCUGGCUUACUCUCUUUACUUCGCUUCCUAUGUGGUCUGUGAUUAUUGCCCAUAUUGGGCACAAUUUUGGUUUUUUAAUUCUUCUCACGGAACUGCCAACUUACCUGAGCUCCAUUCUGCAUUUCAAUAUUAAAUCGAAUGGAUUAUUGUCAGCUUUGCCCUACAUCGUAGAAGCAAUCAGCGCCUGGAUAUUUUCUUUCUGUGCAGACAGACUUAGACAUUCUGGAAAACUAAGUAUAACCACUAUUCGGAAGAUUUUUAACUCUAUAGGUUUAUUUGGACCGGCAGCUUGUUUGCUGGGCGUCACAGUAUCGGGUUGUAAUCCAGAAUUGAUUAUAGGUCUGUUUACUCUCGCUAUGGCUCUCAACGGUGGUAUAUACUCGGGAUUCAAUGUAACGCAUGUGGAUAUGAAUCCUGAUCUUGCCGGUACAACAUUUGGAAUUACUAACGCAAUCUCAAACCUAUCUGGAAUUAUAGGACCAGCGGUUGUCGGCUACUUCACUGCCAGCGGGGCAACAAGAGCUAACUGGAGCAGUGUUUUCUACAUCACAGCGGGAGUAUAUACAGUCUGUGGGGCAUUUUUUGCCAUGUUUGCUUCGGCAGAACUGCAGCCUUGGAUCAAACAAACAGAGAACGACACGAAACACACAAAGCCAGAAAAAUCCUUCUACAGCAUUGAAACUAAAAGCUAAGGUUUAGCUUCCGAAUUAAUUCAAAGAAAUCCAGUUUCGAACACCUAAAGAUCUCGAUAUUUAGAGAAAGACGCGUGUUGGUCUUAAAUUGGAGCAAGAGCAGUGGCAGAAGAAUGAGCGUUGCUUGUGGUAAACGAGAUAUUGCAAAAUGUUGCUAGCAGUUUUGCACAAGGAUGUAUAGAGUUCUUUGUUUGUCUUUCGUUUGUAAAUAAUCUUCAUCUAAAACUGCAAUAAUUUUAAGGAAUGAAGAACUUUUAUAUGAGAUGUGCAUAAAAAUAUGUACACAUUUUC
Molecule: messenger RNA, 1894 nt
Organism: Stegodyphus dumicola
Lineage: Eukaryota; Metazoa; Arthropoda; Arachnida; Araneae; Eresidae
Product: sialin-like
Biological process (GO): monoatomic anion transport; transmembrane transport
Cellular component (GO): membrane
Molecular function (GO): transmembrane transporter activity
Source: RefSeq, a predicted model, not a curated record